GUAAACGUCAUGUGAAUGUGAAUGUGAAAUAAAAAUGCUCCAAAACACCACAGACAGCACAGUUUAAUUUAGUUAGAUAAGUUGAGUCUAGCUUACUAUGAACGCAAAGUCUUUCUUCAAGUCUACCAAAGGCAAGGUUAUACUGACAACAGUUGUUGCCCUUCACAUCACAAUUUUUGUAGCUAAACCUUCGUUUUUCAAGGGCGAUAACAAUACGAAAACACAAACUUCAGCUCCUAAAUACUUACCUGAUAACUGAGUGACCUUGAACUUAGCUAAAAAGAGCACAAAAAACACGGAAUCAAUUAAGGAAAACACCAAGCCUAUUGAUACAUGAUUUAUAAAAGAGUUGCUGCAUUUUAUCGUAGAGUAGUCUACUGUAAGGAAUUAACAAGAAACAUGAGUGAAGUAGGAAAAUACAGUGUUUUUAUCACUCGAUCUGAUAUGCCUGAUAUUGGAGUAAACCUAUUGAAAAAAGAGUGUAAUGUUAAACUAUGGGAGAAACCUUCACCAGUUCCAAGAGCAGAAUUUCUAAAGGAGGUAGCUGGUACAAACGGCAUUUAUUGUGCUUUGACAGAUAAAAUUGACAAAGAACUAUUGGAUGCUGCUGGACCUAACCUAAAAGUCGUUGCCACUAUUUCAGUAGGCUAUGAUCAUAUAGAUGUUCAAGAAUGCAAAAGGAGAGGAAUCAAGAUUGGAUACACUCCUGAUGUGUUAACAGAUGCUACAGCUGAACUAACUCUUGCCUUACUUCUUUCUACAUCUCGACGUCUUCCUGAAGCUCAACGUGAAGCCAGAACUGGAGGAUGGGUCUCUUGGGCACCAACAUGGAUGACAGGGCCAGGCUUGGCCGGUUCUACUGUUGGAAUUGUUGGUUUUGGUCGAAUAGGCCAAGCAGUUGCCAGACGGGUAAAAGCAUUUAAUACUUCAAAAAUCCUGUACUACAACCGCAGUGAGAAGCCAGAAGCUAAGGAAACUGGAGCAGUUAAAGUGAGUUUUGAUGAACUCCUAAGAGACAGUGACUUUGUGAUAUGCUGUGCUGCUCUAGUGUCAGAAACCAAAGAGAUAUUCAACAAAUCCGCUUUUGACAAGAUGAAGAAUACAGCAGUUUUCAUCAACACAAGUAGAGGUGGGACAGUUGACCAGGAUGCUUUGAUUGAAGCUCUAAAAACCAACAAUAUAAGAGCAGCGGGAUUAGAUGUCACAACUCCUGAGCCACUGCCUUUAGACAGUCCUUUGUUUAAGUUGAAGAAUUGUGUGAUACUACCACAUAUUGGGAGUGCUACCAUCGAAGCCAGGAAUACCAUGAGUGAACUAACAGCUAAUAAUAUCCUCACUGCACUGAAUGGUAAAGAUAUGCCAGCUGAAUUAAAAUAGAUGAAAGUAUACUUCUACAGCACAAGUUGUGUUGUAUACAUACAAAGG
This is a messenger RNA of Chilo suppressalis (striped riceborer), 1425 nucleotides long. The record is from the annotation of a GenBank genome assembly. NCBI's taxonomy places the organism in Eukaryota, Metazoa, Arthropoda, Insecta, Lepidoptera, Crambidae.